Microthlaspi erraticum is the source of this 3459-nucleotide messenger RNA. The record is from the annotation of a GenBank genome assembly. NCBI's taxonomy places the organism in Eukaryota, Viridiplantae, Streptophyta, Magnoliopsida, Brassicales, Brassicaceae.
AUGUCAACGACGGAGCAGUGGUCUGAGAAUGAUCGGGAUCCGGCAACCGUCUCAACGCCAACCAACGCGAAGCAUCUGAAUAAGAUCCCCGCGAUUCCUUUCCGCCAUCCCUCUACGGAGAAUGAAGAAGAAGAUAAACCAGCGAAAUCGAACGACGCGACGCCGGCAUUAGCUGCGGAAGGCUCGACGAGCCACGAUUCGCCGGAAAUUCUUGCUCCUUCUUCCUUGGGUUUGAACCAUAUCAGGACGAAAUCAUCUCCGGCGCCGUCGCCUUUGGGUCUCUCUUCGGCUACGCCGUUGAUUCCGCCGAUUCAGGAUGAUAAAGACGCCAAGGAGAAACCUAGGGUUGGUGCUGCUGAUGCUCGCGCCGACGCUCGUGCGAGGUGGCCGAUUCCUCCUCAUCAACCCGAUCAGGGGAAAAAUGUGAAAUGGAGCCAAUCAAAAUCUCUACGGGCGCCUGUAAAUCCCAGUCCAGGGUUAGAGACGUCUCAUGUAGGACUUGCAAAGGAAACACAUUCUCCAAGGUUUCAGGCGAUACUGCGUGUCACAAGUGGACGGAAGAAGAAAGCUCAUGACAUCAAGAGCUUCUCUCAUGAACUCAAUUCCAAAGGUGUGAGGCCUUUCCCCGUCUGGAGAUCUCGAGCCGUUGGUCACAUGGAGGAGGUUAUGACGGCGAUUAGAACAAAGUUCGAUAGACAAAAGGAAGACGUUGAUGCUGAUUUAGGAGUUUUCGCUGGAUACUUGGUGACAACUCUAGAGAGCACUCCAGAGUCCAACAAAGAGUUAAGAAUGGGACUUGAGGAUCUGCUGAUCGAGGCUCGGCAAUGUGCAACCAUGCCGUCAAGCGAGUUCUGGCUGAAAUGUGAAGCCAUUGUUCAGAAGCUAGACGAUAAACGUCAGGAGCUGCCCAUGGGAGGACUCAAGCAGGCUCACAACCGUCUUCUCUUCAUCCUCACUCGCUGCAACAGGCUUGUGCAGUUUCGUAAAGAGAGCGGUUACGUCGAAGAACACAUCCUGGGAAUGCACCAGCUGAGCGAUCUCGGUGUUUAUCCUGCACAGAUGGUGGAGAUCUCGCGGCAGCAGGACCUCGUACGAGAGAUGGACAUCCAAAAGCAGAAACAAGAUAGUCUUGCUGAUCAUAAUCUUGAUGGGAAUGAAGUAAACACUGCUAAAAGCACCGAUUCAUCUUCGAGCAAUGUACGGAUGUCCUCGUGGAAGAAGCUUCCAUCUGCGGCUGAGAAGAACCGUAGCGCUAACACAACUCCCAAGGCUAAAGGGGAGAGUAAGAUACAGCCAAAAGUUUACGGUGAUGAAGCUGUUGAAAGCUUGCAUAGCCCCACAGGGCAACCUGUAUCCGCAGGGAAGAACGCUCUGUGGGGUAUUUGGGCGGAUCAUCAGUGUUUUACUUACGAUAACUCCAUGAUUUGCCGAAUCUGUGAGGUUGAGAUACCAGUUGUACACGUGGAAGAGCACUCUCGGAUAUGCACCAUCGCUGAUAGAUGUGACCUGAAGGGGAUUCAUGUGAACUUGAGGCUUGAGAGAGUAGCUGAGAGUCUUGAGAAGAUUCUGGAGUCGUGGACGCCAAAGUGCGGAACACCACCGAGAGGGAUUGGUGGUGAUGAUCAUGCAAGGCUAUCAACGUCCAGUAGACAUGAAGAUAUGGAUGAUGACAUGCUUGAUUGCGCUCCUCGGUUAGAUGGUAUGUUGUCUUUGGAUGAGCUGAAUAUGUUGAAGGAAGUGUCGAUGGCCAAUGGAGGAAAGGACUCGUCAACAGGGAGCUUGACGCCACCAUCACCUGCAACACCGAGGACAAGCCAAGUAGAUUUGCUGCUUAGUGGUCGUAAAACAAUAACAGAGCUUGAGAAUUCUCAGCAGAUAAACAAGUUGGUAGAGAUUGCUCGCACUGUGGCAGGUGUGAAUCUAUGUGGAUACAGUUCAUUAAACUUCAUACUUGAGCAGUUGGAUGAGCUAAAGUACGUCAUUCAGGAUAGGAAGGCAGAUGCUCUCGUCGUGGAAACAUUUGGGAGACGAAUAGAGAAGCUACUUCAGGAGAAGUACGUUGAACUUUGUGGAAUGAUAGGUGAUGAGAAAGUAGACUCAUCAAACGCCAUGGCGGAUGAAGAAAGCUCAGCGGAUGAGGAUACAGUGCGUAGCUUACGAGCAAGCCCACUUAAUCCACGCGCUAAAGAUCGAACAUCGAUAGAAGAUUUCGAGAUUAUAAAACCAAUCAGCCGUGGUGCGUUUGGUAGAGUGUUUCUUGCAAGAAAAAGAGCAACCGGUGAUUUGUUCGCCAUAAAGGUUUUGAAGAAGGCUGAUAUGAUCCGUAAGAACGCUGUUGAGAGUAUUUUAGCAGAGCGUAACAUACUUAUAUCAAUUCGUAACCCAUUCGUGGUCCGGUUUUUCUAUUCUUUCACAUGCCGAGAGAAUCUUUAUUUGGUGAUGGAGUACUUGAAUGGUGGAGAUCUCUUUUCCUUGUUGAGAAAUCUUGGUUGCUUGGACGAAGAUAUGGCUCGCAUUUACAUAGCAGAAGUUGUGCUAGCACUGGAGUAUUUGCAUUCUGUAAAUAUCAUUCACAGAGACUUAAAGCCAGACAAUUUGUUGAUCAACCAAGAUGGUCAUAUCAAGUUGACAGAUUUCGGGCUUUCCAAGGUUGGUCUUAUCAACAGCACAGAUGACUUAUCAGGUGAUUCAUCAUUAGGAAACAGUGGGUUUUUCGCAGAAGAUGGAUCAGCAAAAGCUCAACAUUCACAAGGCAAAGAUAGCCGUAAAAAACAUGCGGUUGUUGGGACUCCUGAUUAUCUUGCACCUGAGAUACUUCUUGGAAUGGGUCAUGGUAAAACCGCUGAUUGGUGGUCAGUAGGUGUUAUUCUCUUUGAGGUUCUCGUUGGUAUUCCUCCUUUCAAUGCAGAAACCCCACAGCAAAUUUUUGAAAAUAUUAUCAACAGAGAUAUACCAUGGCCUAAUGUGCCAGAGGAGAUAUCUUAUGAAGCACAUGAUCUGAUCAACAAGCUGUUAACUGAAAAUCCUGUCCAAAGACUAGGGGCAACGGGAGCUGGAGAGGUGAAACAGCAUCAUUUUUUCAAAGAUAUUAACUGGGACACGCUUGCUAGGCAAAAGGCUAUGUUUGUACCAUCAGCCGAACCACAAGACACUAGUUACUUCAUGAGCAGAUAUAUAUGGAACCCGGAAGACGAAAAUGUUCAUGGAGGCAGCGAUUUCGAUGACCUUACAGACACAUGCAGCAGCAGCUCCUUCAACACACAGGAGGAAGAUGUUGAUGAGUGUGGUAGCUUAGCAGAAUUUGGAAACGGACCCAAUCUUGCUGUCAAGUAUUCCUUCAGCAAUUUUUCUUUCAAGAACCUCUCACAACUGGCAUCGAUCAACUACGAUCUUGUCCUUAAGAACGCUAAGGAAUCAACAGAAGCUUCAAACCCAUCAGGACCACGACCCGAUUCAUGA